AUGUCCGACUACGAAGACGCGUUCAAUGACGGUAAUGAGAACUUCGAGGAUUUCGACAUGGAGCAUUUCUCCGAUGAGGACGACGUUGCUGUCUCUGCGAAGCGGGAGGAGAACGGCAACGGUGCUGGCCCCAAUGGGGUGAAAGGUGAGGACGGGAAGAUGAUCAUUGCGUCGAACGCGGACGGGACUGCCGUCGAGGAGCACACGAGACGCAAGACGCUGAAGGAAAAGGCAAUCCCUCGGGACGAGCGGUCCACGACUCCGUACAUGACGAAAUACGAGCGGGCGAGGAUCCUCGGGACGAGGGCGCUUCAGAUAUCGAUGAAUGCGCCCGUGUUUGUCGACUUGGAGGGGGAGACGGACCCGUUGAAGAUUGCCACGAAGGAGUUAAUGGAGAAGAAGAUCCCGCUCGUGAUAAGAAGGUACUUGCCUGACGGAUCGUUUGAGGACUGGACCGUCGAGGAAUUGAUCGUGGACGUCUAA
Huiozyma naganishii CBS 8797 is the source of this 483-nucleotide messenger RNA. RefSeq names its product DNA-directed RNA polymerase core subunit RPO26 (gene RPO26). The transcript has a single exon. Gene Ontology annotation, cellular component: RNA polymerase I complex; RNA polymerase III complex; RNA polymerase II, core complex. Bases 1 to 483 code for a protein of 160 amino acids. Gene Ontology annotation, biological process: DNA-templated transcription. Lineage: Eukaryota; Fungi; Ascomycota; Saccharomycetes; Saccharomycetales; Saccharomycetaceae. The record is from RefSeq and is a predicted model, not a curated record. Gene Ontology annotation, molecular function: DNA binding; DNA-directed RNA polymerase activity.